Molecule: messenger RNA, 654 nt
Organism: Brenthis ino (lesser marbled fritillary)
Lineage: Eukaryota; Metazoa; Arthropoda; Insecta; Lepidoptera; Nymphalidae
Source: the annotation of a GenBank genome assembly
AUGACUGUACAAUCAAUAGAUGACCACAAUGAACAGCAAUUCCAUUUGGAUGGAAUCCUCAGUGAAUUGGGCAGCUUUGGAAAGUAUCAGCUGCUUCUUCUUCUGCUGCUGGCCUUUAGAGACUCCUUCUUGAAUAUGUGCAACUAUAACUUUGUGUUCACAGCUACUGAAGUACCGUUUAGAUGCAAUGUGUCACUGUGCGCGUCAACGCUUGGAAGUUUCAACUCUUCAUGGGCUUCCUACACUAUGUCGAACAGCUCGUGCCAUCGCCCAUUACUCUUAUUAACAUCAAAUUCCUCUUGCAGCCGUGCUACGUUUGACAGAAACAGAACAGUUCACUGCAACGAUAUUGUAUAUGAAAACUAUAACAGCAUUGUUGCUGAGUUUGACUUAGGAUGCCAACCUUGGAAGAGAACUCUUAUUGGAACAGUUCACAAUCUCGGCCUCGCCUUCUCUUUUAUUAUUUUGGGAAUUAUAUCGGACAGAUACGGACGAAAAGUAGUAAUCGUCGGAACACCUCUUAUAGUGGGUGCGGCUGGUCUCCUGAAAUCAGUAGCUAUUGACUAUUGGUUGCUCCUUACACUGGAGUUCAUAGAAACUGCACUCGGCUAUGGAAACGCUUCUUUGGUUUUAGGCAAGUUCUACAAAUAUUUC